AUGGCGCAGCUUCCUGCUGCCAUUGUAGCGUCAUCGGAGGGAAGUUCAUAUGUGAUCAAGAUAGACGGAUACUCAAGACUCAAGGGGCAAAUCGAGCAUGGAAACUACGUGCAAUCUACCCCUUUCACUGUUGGAGGUCACGAUUGGGCCGUGGAGUAUUACCCAAACGGUUGCUACGCCGAAAAGUAUGAAGCCGGUUUCAUAUCUGUUUUUCUAGCUCUGUAUUCUGAUGUUUCUAACGAUGUGAAAGCGAAAGUUGGAUUUAGUCUGCUUGACAAAGAUGGAGAACCACUGGAAUCAAAAAGCAUGAUCACCCAUGAGCAUAUCUUCGAUAGCAAAGGUUCAGACUGGGGUUUCUCUAAUUUUAUCAAGGUUGCUGAUCUCGAGAGCUCAGUGUAUCUAAGAGACGACAGUUUCAGCAUCAGGUGUGAUGUUACGGUUAUGAAGCCUGUCCAUAAAGUUAAUCGGUUUAUUGUGGUUCCUCCAAGUAACUUGCACCAGCAUCUCGGUGACCUCCUCAUCAGCUUGGAUGGAGCGGAUGUGACCUUUCGGGUUGGCGGGGAAAGCUUCUUGGCCCAUAGGUCCGUGCUUGCUGCUCGGUCAUUAGUAUUCAGGGCGGAGCUCUUUGGCCCCAUGAAGGAGAGUGGGAACAGUUUGAUUGAAAUUAGCGAUAUGGAAAGUGACGUGUUCAAGUCUUUGCUCCACUUCAUUUACACUGACUCGCUGCCUGUUCCUGAGACAACUGAUGAGGGUGAAACAGGAAGAGAGAUGGUGAUAGCUGGUCAUCUACUUGUUGCGGCAGACAGGUACAACAUUGAGAGGCUCAAGCUGAUAUGCGAAGAGAAGUUGUGCAACCUCAUUGACUCUGACGUCGUGGCGACUAGUUUGGCUCUAGCUGAGCAGCACGGCUUGCAUAGAAUCAAGGAGGCCUGUUUUGAGUUCCUCGCUUCGCCUUCCAAUUUGGAGACGAUGAUGGCAAGUGAUGGUUACGAGCAUCUGAAGAAUAGCUGCCCAUCUGUUCUCAGGGAGCUGGCUGCUAGCUUCCUGCCGGCCGAGCUGAAAGCGGUCAAAGAUAUUAUCAUGACAACUUAG
This is a messenger RNA of Triticum turgidum subsp. durum (durum wheat), 1092 nucleotides long. Lineage: Eukaryota; Viridiplantae; Streptophyta; Magnoliopsida; Poales; Poaceae. The record is from the annotation of a GenBank genome assembly.